CGGAGUCAGUAUUUAUUGACAUCUCCAGCCAUCACUCCAUCUCUCCUCUCUGUGGACAAACCCGACGCAGCAGACAUGAAGCUGAAGCUGAAGCUCCCGAACCCGGGUCUGGACGAGCGGAUCCCGUCUCACGCCGAGCUGGAGAAGCUGGAGCUGGAGGAGGCUGGAGAGCGGCCGCAGUGGGACAACAAAGCCCAGUACAUGCUGACCUGUGUGGGCUUCUGUGUGGGGCUGGGCAACGUCUGGAGGUUCCCGUACCUCUGCCAGAGCCACGGAGGAGGAGCGUUUAUGAUCCCGUUCCUGAUUCUCCUGGUUCUGGAGGGAGUCCCUCUGCUUCACCUGGAGUUCGCCAUCGGUCAGAGACUGAGGAAGGGCAGCGUCGGCGUCUGGAGGUCCAUCAACCCGUACCUGACCGGAGUCGGCAUCGCCUCCAUGCUGGCCUCCUUCAUCGUGGGCAUGUACUACAACACCAUCAUGGCCUGGGUCAUGUGGUACUUCUUCAACUCCAUGCAGGAUCCUUUACCCUGGAGCCAGUGUCCCGUCAACGCCAACAGGACAGGUCUGGAUCCGGAGUGCGAGCGCAGUUCGCCGGUGGAUUACUUCUGGUACAGACAGACUCUGAACAGCUCAGCGGCGAUCGAGGACUCUGGAGGUCUGCAGUGGUGGCUGGUCCUGUGUCUGUUCUGUGCCUGGACCGUCCUGUACGUCUGCUGCAUCAGGGGCAUCGAGACCACCGGGAAGGCCGUGUACAUCACAUCCACGUUACCGUACGUGGUUCUCACCAUCUUCCUGAUACGAGCGCUGACGCUGAAGGGGUCUCUGAACGGAAUCAAGUUCCUCUUCACCCCAGACGUGAAGGAGCUGCUGAACCCGAGCACGUGGCUGGACGCUGGAGCUCAGGUGCUCUUCUCCUUCUCUCUGGCCUUCGGUGGACUCAUCUCCUUCUCCAGCUACAACUCAGUCCAUAAUAACUGUGAACAGGAUGCCGUGACCAUCUCCAUCAUCAACGGCCUGACCUCCGUCUACUCCGCCACCGUCAUCUACUCCAUCAUCGGCUUCAGAGCCACGGAGAACUACGACGCCUGUCUGGAGAAUAACAUCCUGACGCUGAUGAACGUGUUCGAUCUGCCGGAGGGAAACAUCACGGAGAGCAACUACGACAGUUUCAUUAAUCAUCUCAACAGCACAGCUCCAGCCGUCUUUCAGGAGCUCCAGCUGAAGACCUGCGACAUGCAGACGCUCCUCAGCGAGGGAGUUGAGGGAACCGGCCUGGCCUUCAUCGUCUUCACCGAGGCCAUCACUAAGAUGCCCGUCUCUCCUCUGUGGUCGGUGCUGUUCUUCAUCAUGCUCUUCUGCCUGGGGUUGUCCACUAUGUUCGGAAACAUCGAGGGAGUCGUGGUGCCCCUGCAGGACCUGAACCUGCUCCCUAAAAAAUGGCCUAAAGAAGUCUUCACUGGUCUGACAUGUGUCGUGUCUUUCGUGGUGGCUCUCAUAUUCGUCCAGUCCUCUGGUAACUACUGGCUGGCUCUGUUCGAUGGCUUCGCUGGCUCUAUUCCUCUGCUGGUCAUCGCCCUCUGCGAGAUUAUUGCUGUGGUUUACGUCUAUGGGAUUGACAGGUUUAACAAGGACCUUCAGUUCAUGGUGGGACACAAGCCCAACAUCUUCUGGCAGGUCACGUGGCGGUUCCUCAGUCCCAUCAUCCUCCUGGUCAUUCUGAUCUUCUACUUUGUGACUACAGUCAGCAAACAGCUGACCUACAGCGUCUGGGACCCUGAGUCGGAUAAUUUCCCCACUCUUAAAGAGGUGAACUAUCCCGGCUGGAUCAGCGGCGUCAUCUUCAUCCUGGCCGGCAUCCCCAGCCUCAGCAUCCCAGGACUCGCCGUCAUCCGAGCUCUGUGGAAACGCUGCUCGAGGGACAAGGAGAAGAGAGAAGAGCGCAGCAUUUCUGCAAAAGAGACCAGCGUGAAUACUAUAGCCUAGAUCACAGAGCGUGUGGAGCGAUCACAUGUGAGAUUACACCAGGUAUCGAACUCUUACAUUUGUAGUAUAUACACUCUCAAUUCAUAUAUGUAUAUAUAUAAACCACCUUGUUUUACAAGAAGAAGCUAAUUCCUGUCAAUGUGCGAGACUUGCGCUUUUUCAGCUGGAUGGGGAUUCAGUCCACUAGCCGCUGUGUUAUGAUAAUACUUUAAACAUUUUUAAUAUGUAGGUUGGCUUGAGAAAGACUAGCCUGAAGGUUUAAAGCAGUUUUAAACGAUUGAAGUUUGAAACUAUAGAUUGAAGAUUGAUGUUGAUAACGUUUCUAGCAUGACUAGCAGGUCGCUAGCAUGUUUUUAGCACGUUAAUAACGUUUAGCAUGUUGCCUACAUGUUUCUUGUAGCACGAUUAGCUUGUAAUUAACAUGUUGCUAGUCGUGUUUGUGAUUAGCCGGUUGUUAGCAUGAAGCUAACAUGUUCCUAGCACGCUAUUAGCACGUAGUUGGCACAAGUUACUAGCAUAUUUGUAGCAUGUUACUAGCAUGAUAAGUGUGGUAAAAUGUAUUCGGCUAAAAGCCGUUGCGUCAUGCUAAUAAAUUAAACGAAAAUAAAACAACAGUAAAUACCAGUUUCGGAUAAAAUGACAAGGAAUACUGAUAUCAAAGCGUUUUUAUCUGCUCAGAAUAACGGAUGAGGAGCGAAUGAAACCUAAUUAAGGUGGAUAGAAAACAGAUGGUGUACAGUAGCGUUAUUCUUUAUGUAAAGAUUGCGUGUUAUCGACAUCAUUUCCUGCUGGACACAAUUACAGAACAGUUCGUCCUUUCCAUUUUUAGAGCGUUUAUCUUUCUGUGUUAAAUGAAUAAUGAUCAGAAAGUGAUAUAUGGUGCUCUCUUUGUUCUAACGGAGGUGACAGGCCGGUAACCUGCACUUACUGUAAUAUCUUAUCAGCAGACACUCCAAACAAUACAAUCAGCUCCUGCUAAUAAAGAUAUUAAUUGAGUUCUGAAGGAGCCGGCCGCAGCAAUAAUUCAUUUCCCAAAACUGUUUUCAACAAAACUCUAUUUUACAGUUUUAUAAUUUUCCAACAACGCUGUAGCACUGAAGGAACAAUAAGACGUGGAAGAGUCGUUUUAAAUACAAUUUAUUCUAAACAUUUUCUUUAAGAUUCCACAAAUCUUGCUUAAUUCUAUUUUCAUGACAGGGAUUCUUUAAAGACGUCCGAGCUGAAAGACUUUAAGUUAAUAUACUCAAAUAAAAUCACAAACUGACACGGUCACACGAAAUGUUAACCAAUGAACCAUUUUCUCUUUAGUAAACGUUUUAUUUUGAUUGUUUUUAUUCUGAAAUUAUGUAUUUUAACUUUACAUCGUUAUGAUUUCAUACAUUUUAGUGAGUUUUAUUUUGCCGCAUUCCGUUUUGAAAAUAUUUAUAUUAAUUUGACAUUUUAUGGUUCGAUACAUUUCACGUAAGUGCUCUGUUUUGAUUUGUUUUUAUUGCCACUGUAUUAAAUUAAUUGGACACUUUGAUUCAGUACAUUUGUAGCAUUUUAUUUAGUUUGGUUUCAUUUCCUAAUUAUUUAAGUACGUUUCGUAACUAACUUAUUAAACUUUUUUAAAAAGCUUUCCGUUUUUAAUCAUUUUAAAUGUAUGAAAUUAUUUUUAUGUAACAUUUUACAAUUUUUAUUGUUUUUUUAUUUAAUUAU
Puntigrus tetrazona (Sumatra barb) is the source of this 3678-nucleotide messenger RNA. RefSeq names its product sodium-dependent neutral amino acid transporter B(0)AT1-like. The transcript has 13 exons. NCBI's taxonomy places the organism in Eukaryota, Metazoa, Chordata, Actinopteri, Cypriniformes, Cyprinidae. Gene Ontology annotation, cellular component: plasma membrane. Gene Ontology annotation, biological process: sodium ion transmembrane transport. The coding region runs from base 76 to 1980 and encodes 634 amino acids. The record is from RefSeq and is a predicted model, not a curated record.